GUGUGUUCGAACGUGUUCAUUUUCUUUCUUGGUGCUCGGAUCGUUCGCAUCGAUCGUGAAUAUGAGCGUGAAAAAUAUUUGGUCGGUCGGUGUUUUUGUACUGGUACUUUUCGUGAUAAUCGGUACGUCCAUCUUGCACGAGAAGAAAGCCAUGAAACGGGAUUACCAGGUAGCUGUCGAGCCGUACGACGUAAUUAAGAACAAGAUGAGGGGAUUGAAGUUGAGAAAAAUUGAAACUACCGAUGGCAAGAAUUCUCGAAUCGACGAUUUCGAAAUUAAGGCAGCGCCAACUUUCAUCAGGAUACCUCCCCAUCGAAUGUGGCACGUGGUGGGGAUACAUUCUCCUCGUGACAGGGAGUAUCGUUCGAUCGUGGAACGUGAAACGGAUAAAGGGAUCGAUGGAGGAAGUUUAUCGUACAAGGGCACAGUGGAAAGAAACGCGACGGAAGUAUCGAAAGACGCGAAGAAAAGCUACAAGAAAUUGAAACUGAUCCGAACUCGGGCUGAUUACAAGAAGGAGUGGAAGAACAAAGAACAAUUGACCUAUUCGAACGGUGAUAAAUCCAUAGGCGUGACGAAGAAAACAAUCGGCCGGCGUCAAGCGAAUUAUUUCGUGAAUACGAGCGAGGAUCGUGUAAUAAACAGGUCGAAGCGUUGCGCGAUGCACGCAAGGAAUUUGAAGGAUCAAGACAAAUCCGAUUAUUACUCGAUGAGGAAAGCGGUUAUGGACAAAUUUUACGCUCGACAGAAAGAGAUAGCGAAGAAGUACGCGAAAAAAGUAACCACCAUUACCACCACUCCCAAAUACAUAUCCUAUAAUUUACGAGAAAAAUUUAACAAAGAUACAUCUUCAGCUAAAAUUGAAACGAAUGAUAUUCAAAAUGUAUCCGCUAAGAUUGAAACGAAUAACGUUCAAAAACUUGAUAAGACGCUCGACGAGGGAAGAGAAAAUUUCGAUGAAAAUGCCAUUUUAAUUUCCACGAUUCCUCCUAUGACAAAGAGGCGAAAACAAGUAAUAGAAACGACAACGAUAUCAAAUGCAUAUCACGAUCAUUUGAACGACAAAGUUGACAGCAAAAGUAACGAAAGUGUUUCGAAAUCAGAGAACAACGAAGAGGACAAUGUUCUGAAAUGGGGUAUUUGCUCGGGUGAAUUAAUAUAUCAGCACAAUUUAAUCAUCAAUACGCAAAAUUCGGUACAAAGUAAUAUGGAUUUAACAACGACGUUGGAGGGUUCACUGUGCGUCACUUGCAUAAGAGUCGUACCAGUGAAGAACAGAAAUACCACUCUGAAUUUCGAUGUAAAUCGUAACAAGGAUGGCAGCAUAAGCUCCUUAAUGUUUAUCGCUAAGGGGUUGACGAAUAUGGAAUUUUUAUACGUAAUAAAGAUCUGGGCCGUGAGAAAGAUAAACGAUCGCUGCGAUCACGUCGAAACAUAAAUCUAUAUAUAUAUAUCUUCUGUAACAUUUUUCCUGUAA
Messenger RNA from Apis dorsata (giant honeybee), 1477 nucleotides. RefSeq lists its product as uncharacterized. The transcript has 3 exons. NCBI's taxonomy places the organism in Eukaryota, Metazoa, Arthropoda, Insecta, Hymenoptera, Apidae. Bases 62 to 1438 code for a protein of 458 amino acids. The record is from RefSeq and is a predicted model, not a curated record.